AUGUGGCAGAACACUUCCCCAAAAGGACUGGUGAAAAUCGUCCGCUUGCCCGAGAGGUCGGGCUUGAUACAAGCACGCCUUGCUGGCUUGAAGGUUGCCCAGGGUGACGUGAUCGUCGUCUUUGACAGCCACAUGGAGGUUAACAACGACUGUGAUGAAUUGGGCAGUUGUUUGCAAGUCCGCCCUGGAUCCCCAGAGCUUCUGAUAGGUAUUGUGAUGGUGGGAGCAGCAUUCGCCGUUGACCGAGAUUAUUUAAUGGAAAUUGGCGCCUAUGACAAGGGGAUGAAGAUUUGGGGAGGAGAAAACCUGGAACUUGCAUGGAGAAUAUCGAUGUGCGGUGGUCGGUUACUUCAUAUACCUUGUUCCAGGUUUGGUCACAUUGCCCGAGGGCAACCGUAUUCAUUUCCUGAAGAUCGGCACAAAACUAUACUGUUUAAUUAUAAAAGAGCUAUUGAAGUUUGGAUGGAACCACAACAUAAAAAGCUGGUGCACCGCGCUUUGCCAGCACUAAAGGACAUUGACCCAGGUGAUCUUCGUGACCGGAUCGCCCUCAAGGAACAACUGCGGUGCCACAACUUCUCUUGGUAUCUGGAAAACAUACACCCUGAUCUCUUCGUGUACGACAAAGAUGUCUUGGCGUGGGGAUCUGUGAGUUUUCACUUGUUUCUCGGCGACUUGGCCAUGUGA
This is a messenger RNA of Gigantopelta aegis, 687 nucleotides long. RefSeq names its product polypeptide N-acetylgalactosaminyltransferase 1-like. Gene Ontology annotation, cellular component: Golgi apparatus. The coding region runs from base 1 to 687 and encodes 228 amino acids. The transcript has 5 exons. The record is from RefSeq and is a predicted model, not a curated record. Lineage: Eukaryota; Metazoa; Mollusca; Gastropoda; Neomphalida; Peltospiridae.